AUGGCAGCUGAGGAAUGCAAGAAAGUGAACAGAAGGAAGAAGAGAAAAGACUCAAGACUAGUCAAUUUUCCCAAAUCAGAGGAUAAUAACUUCAUAAUCCCAGAGAGUAUAUUGCCAGUGAGGAACAUGUCCACGCCAUCCAUCACCUUGCAGAACGAAUCUCAAAAGGAAAACCUACUCGGCCAGCUCCUUAAGGCCUCUGAACACUGUGAACCUGCCACACUCAUACCUGAGGGGGUUGUGGACGAUGUCAUACCUGCCGUUGGCUAUAGGAUUAUGGACAUGACAAACCUGAGUGAGAUGAUUAAAAUGAUGCACAGAUGCACGGGCUCCAUGGGGGCCAUAGUCAUACAAGAGCAGGCCUCGCUGAGAGAAGGAGCCGUGUCUCAGCUCAGUGUGAUUUGCACUGGAUGUCAGGAAGGAGCUGUGUGCGCCACCAGUAACAGAACUCUGGCUACUGGACCUUGGGACAUCAAUGCCCGAGUGGAGCAGCUUACCAAAGAGUUCAACAUUAAGGAAGACCAGGUUCAGCGCAUGUUAGAGAUCCUUGGCAUCUUCUACCGCCCCUGCGAUCCGUCCCUGCAACCCAUAGCACAGACGAUGGAGAUGGAACCGGCCCCAGCUCAGCCUCCAAAGAAGAAAAGAAAAAAGAAGUCGGACACAGAUUCUUCUGGAAAACCCAAGAACUUGGUUUGCACUGUUUGCAAAGAGAGAUUUGUUGGUGAAAACCACCUUAAGAAACACAUGCACAGCCAUGACUUGUCACUCCAUACCUGCCCUUAUUGUCAUGCCUACUUCAAGAAGCCUUUCAACCUGAAGCAACAUAUAAAGAAACAUGAAAACUGCAAGUAUGAAUGUAACCAGUGUCAGCGCGCCUUCACCGACAAGUCCACUUUACUUUGCCAUGUGAGAUCACAGCAUGAAAAGAGGUACAAUAUCCAAUGUGAAAUUUGCCUGAAGAGGUUUUAUCACAGAGCACACUACAAUGAACACAUGAGGAUUCACACCGGAGAGAAGCCAUACAUGUGUGAGCUGUGUGGUAAAAAAUUCUCAUGGCAUGACAGCGUAAAGAAACACAUGCAGACACACAGUGCGGAAUCAAAAUACAAGUGUAGAUUAUGUGGCAAAUGGUUUAGGUGGCUGCAAGGAGUUCGACAGCACUUGCAACAGCAGCACAAGUUAAAGAAAUGUGAUAUAGAGGCCCAGGUUGUCACCGCAGCUACCGAAACGGCCUCGGCUCUUCCACAGUAUCACCAACAAUCACAGCCUUCU
This is a messenger RNA of Penaeus monodon (black tiger shrimp), 1272 nucleotides long. RefSeq lists its product as uncharacterized. Gene Ontology annotation, biological process: regulation of transcription by RNA polymerase II. Gene Ontology annotation, molecular function: DNA-binding transcription factor activity; RNA polymerase II cis-regulatory region sequence-specific DNA binding. The record is from RefSeq and is a predicted model, not a curated record. Lineage: Eukaryota; Metazoa; Arthropoda; Malacostraca; Decapoda; Penaeidae.